CCCCGCGCGCCGCCGCCGCCGCCAUGGAGCGGCGCGUGGCGGAGCGACUCCGCGGCACGCUGGGCCCGCUCGGCCUCGAGGCGCACGCCUUCAAGGUUGGGUGGUACAAUGCUGUUCUCCAGCCAGCCUUCCAUCUCCCCUACCCAGAUGACACACUGGCCUUUGUGGUUCUCAGCACACCUUCGAUGUUUGACAAAGCCCUGAAGCCUUUUGUGAACAAAGAACGAUUAAAAAUAAUCAGGGAUCCUGUGGAUCAGUGCCUUUCCCAUCAUUUGUCWCGUGUGAAGGAGAAAUUCCCUGACCAGAGAGUGGAUGUCAUGUUUGAUUACGAGAUUCUGCCGAGCCGAAAGCCCAAGUUCCUGGCACAGACAGCUGCCCACGUUGCUGGAGCUGCAUAUUACUACCAAAGGAAGGAUGUGAAGCUUGAUCCUUGGGGGAAAAAGAAGAUCUACGGUGUGUGUAUUCAUCCCAAGUACGGAGGCUGGUUUGCUAUCCGGGGUCUCGUCCUCUUCCCAGACAUUCAGGUGCCAUUCCUGGAGCAGCUUGCCCCUGUUGACUGUGUGAGCACGGAGGACAAAAGGAUUGAGUUGCUGGAGCAGUUCAAUUUCCACUGGCAGGACGGCCGCUACAGGGACAUCAUUGAAGUGAAGGAAAAGUACUCGGAGGAGCAAAAAGCCUAUUUUGCCACUCCUCCAGCCGAGAGACUCCGGCUGCUGGGGCUCACACAGGAAGCCGAGAGAAUCACAUUUCACUGAGUAACUGGCUCCGCGGAGGGCAGAGGGCAGCAAAGGGUAACUCAUGAGCACCGGCUUUCCCCGGUGCUAAGAGGAGGAGGAGGAGGAGGACGGUGUGCUGAUCCAGAGAUGCCAAAUCAAUCCGAACAUCAGCUCCCCGGAGAGAGGGGCACUGCUCCGUGCUCUGGGGAGAGGUGGGAGCAGUCCCACCAUGCUGCUGCUGAUCUGGGGUGCUUCUGGGGAUGCCAGUUAGCCUUUGGUUGGGAAUAGUCCAGACACCCUGGCAACUUUAAAACCCGUGCUGCUCAUUAGAGAACUCAYGUUCUCAAGAAUUUUCUUUCCGAAUGUUCUCGUUUAAUUCAUUGCAAGUGUAAAAGAAAAGUUUGUCAUUMAUUUGGUUUUGUCUAAACAUGGGGCAGGUACUUUUUUAGAUGUAUSCAGCAUUUUAUUAUCUAUCCUGAGGAAUACAUGUUCAGUCUUUUCAGUCUUGCUUAGGUCACAUUUAAGCAUUUGUCCAUUUAUAGAGCAGCUCACUGAACUAUUUGGAAAGUAACGUCUAUAUGAGUGGAGUUUUUACUCAUCUUAAGAUAACUGAAAAAUACAAUUCUCAUGACCUUUCUAAGRUAGGUAGUGUUUGGGUUUAAAGUAUUUUUCAGUGCCAGCACACACCCCACACCCCACAGUCACUGCCACAGUUUCCUGGUGUGCUUUCUGUGUGAGGAAGAGUGUAAACCUGCACAAACAUAAAAGCCACAGCACAAAGCCUUGUAACAUGCAAAACAAGCACAGAGGAAAGGAAAAUAUUAAUGACAUUCAUGUUACUUUUAUUGCUGGCUAAAACAUGUUCAGACAGAAACGUAACAUUCUUCACAUUACUUGGUCCUUUCAGAUUUGUCCAGAGGCUACGAUGGCACUGGAAAUGAGGAAUUAAUGUAUCUUUGAUGAAUUAGAGGCUCAGAUCUUGUUAAAGUAAUAGAAUACAUUAAAAUAAUACUUUGUGGGAGUUGUUUUACUUGACUGCAGUGCAACGCUGCAAAUGGUUAAGCACUUUGUUCCUUCUGAUGGUACCAACAUGGUGAUGCAGAAAUACUCACUUGUAGAACUGAGCCUUUCUCUUUAUGUUGGGAUUCCUCAAACCUUUUGGAGACUCAAACACAAAGGUUGCCCUCAGUAAGUCACUGCUCGAUACAGUUUCUCAGUCUGUUCACUAACUCACUGUAAUCCAAAUGCAGAAUAAUAAGUUUGCUUUCCUGUAAACAGAGUAGUGAGCAUCUGAUCACUGGGUUUGUUCGUUGGGUUUUCUGUUACAAAAAAGUCUUUGUUGCUUUCUAUGCUUUGUUCACCUGACUCAGUGUGUGAUAGAGGUAUUGUAAUUUUUAAUUUAAGUAAAAUAAUGAAAUUUGUUUUAAUUCUGUWCUUYCGUUACAGAAUURCUUCUGGUUGAAAUUUGACUCUGGUUGAAAGUUUUAGAACUUUCCAACUGAACUGUAAUUUAACAGGGGCUUGAGCUAAUGGCUUAUAUUAGUAAUAAGCACGAAAUACUGAUUCUCUUAGAAGGAUAAAUAUAGAUUGGAAUCAAAGCUAUCUUUUUAUAUUACAAUUUAAAAUACUUAGAUUUUUUGGCAUUGAUUUCUUACAAAUAUUUAAUAUUUUGUUUUAAUUUAUUGAACAGAUUACCGUAGCCAUUGCAUUUCAAUUUUUGUAAUUUAUUUCUCUUCAAAUGGUAUUUU
This is a messenger RNA of Malurus melanocephalus (red-backed fairy wren), 2464 nucleotides long. It is a transcript of the gene MMACHC, whose product is annotated as metabolism of cobalamin associated C. Gene Ontology annotation, molecular function: demethylase activity; cyanocobalamin reductase (cyanide-eliminating) (NADP+) activity; FAD binding. The transcript has 4 exons. Lineage: Eukaryota; Metazoa; Chordata; Aves; Passeriformes; Maluridae. Gene Ontology annotation, biological process: cobalamin metabolic process. The record is from RefSeq and is a predicted model, not a curated record. Bases 24 to 755 code for a protein of 243 amino acids. Gene Ontology annotation, cellular component: cytoplasm.